Saccharomyces mikatae IFO 1815 is the source of this 4311-nucleotide messenger RNA. It is a transcript of the gene TRM3, whose product is annotated as tRNA (guanosine(18)-2'-O)-methyltransferase. Lineage: Eukaryota; Fungi; Ascomycota; Saccharomycetes; Saccharomycetales; Saccharomycetaceae. The transcript has a single exon. Gene Ontology annotation, molecular function: RNA binding; tRNA (guanine) methyltransferase activity. Gene Ontology annotation, biological process: tRNA methylation. The record is from RefSeq and is a predicted model, not a curated record. The coding region runs from base 1 to 4311 and encodes 1436 amino acids.
AUGGUUGAAGGUGUUCUCGUUGGCAAAUAUUUACCUCAUGAAGAACAAUUGAAACUUAUAUCGAACUUGGUUCAGGAUGACAAUUUAGACGAGGUUCUGGAGUUGAUUGAAACUUCUUCAUUGGAUAUAUCGUUGUACAGUAACAUUGAAACCUUAAUCUUUGAAAAAAUCACCGAACAGGUUAUCAAGUACGCCGCAAUGGGUGAUGAAACAAAGGAAAUGUUUUGUUCUUCGAAGAGUGAAAUGAACAGCACGGUAAGAACAUCUGCACAUCUACUGUGUUAUUUACCUAGUGUAUGGAAACGAUUUCAAGUAUGGAUGAGCUACCGAUUAAAUGAAAUUAUUAGCGAAAACCAUAAACAUCUUUUUGGUAACAAUUUUGGAAAGAUAGCUGCACAACCUUUUUUCGAUCAUUUUGCUGAGGGAAAAAACGUUAAUAUCCAGCAUGAAAAAUUUAGCUUGAGUAUUCUUAGCUUGUUGGACUACUUAGAAGUUGUAUAUUUAUUUGACGAAGAUGAAAAUAGCGUAUCUACCGAAAGCUUAGAUUUUAUCAUAAUUCCAUUAUUAGGUUGUAACUCAGAAGAUAUUGCAGAAUCCUGUUCUAAAUUAAUGAGAUGGCACAUUAAAACUUUAUCGAAAUGCUGCAAUUCUGAUAGAAACUUCGAUAAGCUUGUUUGGAAUUUUAUUAAACAGUUGUACGCUGAAGACUCUCAGCACUCCUGGAAGCAAAAGAACAGCUUGUCCUUUCUUCUAAGGUUCCUCUUAACAUCUGAAUUAUCCCCUGAACUUUUUGCUUAUAUUCAGACCGACAUUUAUUGGGAACAUAUUCAAACAGAACUGGAUAAUGAUGUGCAUGAACACAGAAAAUUGGCGCUCUCAAUCCUUAAAUUAACAAUUCAAAAACUAUCAGGUCACACCACAGAAAUAAGAACAACAUUUUUUACAUAUCAUGUCAUCCCCAGCGCCGAAACGCUCAGUAGUUGGAAGAAAUUCACUACGCUAUAUGAAAUGAUCGCAUUAGAUACAUCAUUGAAUCAAAUUCAAGCGGCCAAACAAGAUAUUAUUAAUUUUUUUGACAAUGUUCAUUUACAUCAUAGCUGGGCGCUUAUCCUACUUUCUACAGGGUUGAAGUCAUCAAUGGAGAGCGUUAGAAAAUACAUGAUGACUUUAAUGUUCUUAAUUACUAAUAUGUCGGUGUUUUCUUCUAAUAUACCUUUAUUAACGAAAACUAUUUUGCCUGCCGCAAUGGCUGCUCAUUUUUUUGACGUCAAAGGUAGUAAUUGUCCUCAUGGUGAAAAACUUUCAUUAUUUGCCAAAAACUUGCUUUCCCAAACAAUUGAUGACUUGCCUCAUUUAUUAUCGGAAAUUUUGAGGUUAUUGAUCGAAAAAGGAACUUCUUUUGAUCCCUCUAGAAUAUAUUUGUCCUACGGUAUUUUGAAAUUUUUCCAGGACGAAAAAACCAAAAUAAUCAAUUCAGAACAUUUGAGUUUGAUCAGAAAAUUGUAUGAAUUUGUAGCUGAAGAAAAAGUUCUUGAAACUACCAUUCAGACUAUUUACUUGAAAUUUUUACUAUACAUCGACUCAUCCGUUACAGCAUCUGAAUUAUUGAUUACGUUGGUAUCGCAUAUCAAGUUAAAUGGAGGGACAUACGAGUAUGCUGAGCCUCUUUUUGAAGAUUACAGAGAUCUUGCUGUUUCCCACUUUGACAAACUUCAAGCUGAAGAAGAUCUCAAGUUGAACAUUGGAAAGGACACUAUCUUUGACCUCUUAGCAUUUGUCAUAUUCAAUUUCAAUGAUGUUGAUAUUACUCCUGAUUUCAUAAUUGAAGCCGCAAAAUCGAAACAAGAUAUUCUUGAGCACACUUCAAAGGCAGUGACUUUCUUGACUGAAAUGCUUUCAGGUAAACCUUCGGAUGAGUAUAGCUAUGAAAAUGCAACAGCUCUAUUGUCUUACCCCAAAUUUACAAUAUCCACGUGGAAAUCAGUAAAUGUCAAUAAUUUAUUAAAGUCAGUAAUGGAAGAAUUUUCCAUUGAUAAGUUCAAAUUUUUUGUUGGAAUUUACAACAAGACUUAUGAAUGCAGGUUUGAUACAGUCGAACUAAACUUUAAUGGGCUUAUGAACAUAUACGAAAUGAUCAAAAUGUCUGUUAAUGGAAGUUCUAAGGAGAGCUUUAAAGUGAAGGAUAGUGUAUAUUCUUCUUACUUUGAUCUUUUGAAUAUUUUUCUAAAAACAUACGCUUUAAAUCGUGACAAUCUCAAUAGGAGAAAUGAUGAGCUCCAUAUGUUGCUGCAUUUAAUUGACAGAAAUAUCAAUAAAGAUAACGGAAAUUAUUCGGGAAAUCUAAAAAUUUGUAAUUUACUCUACUUUAUCAUAGACUCCUAUGUUCGUUGCUCCCCUCUUGCCUCUGAUGAUGAUAUUUUUAUCGUCAAGUUCAUUUUCGAGAAAUUCUCGUUCAUAUGGGAAAAUAUCAAUAGUGAGAGAUUGGUUUUAAAAGAAAGAGAUCUUCAAUUGGUGCUAAUUAAGGGAUUGUUUCAUCCGGCUAUUCUGUAUUUUGGGUCAAAACGGUAUAUUGAUAAUCUAACUUCAAAGUUGGGGGAACAUGCACAAACGAUUAUAUCAUCGAGUUACUCCAGAAGAAGCCUACUGCCGCUGCUUGGGUCACAACUCAGAACAUUUAUGAGGUUGCAUGGGGGGUCAUUAAGUGGAGAUUCCGACUAUUGGUGGUUGAUUAACAUCAUGAUAAAUGCUUUCAAACAACCGCAAAUGGAUGUUAACCUUUUCAAGCUAAAACCUGUUAUUUCGGACUUAUUUGACCAUAAACUUAAUAAAUUUUACAUCAAAGGCGAUGAACUGUAUGAGAAAGUGUACGGACCUGACGAAAUAUUGGCUAGAGUAUCUAUUAUUGAUUCUAUUUUAUAUGCGAAUAAUCAGUUCAAAGUCCAAUUAAUCGAGAAAGUAACUGAAAGGACAAAUACUCUUUAUGCUAUAAAGAGGACAGACGGUGCUGAAGCUUUACAGCGUUUGUUACAAUGGCAAUUAUUAUUGCUAUCACUACAAACUACCAACGAAGGAAAAUUAGACGAAACCAGCAUGAUUGCAAUUUUAAAGAGUAUUGAAGACGAAAGUUCUCCACUAGUAAGAGUAUACAAAGAAUGGUUUAUCGCUUUAAAGGUGGUCGACUAUUAUAAAACUGGUGAUUCGAAAUUUGCUGAAGACUAUCUUUUCUCGUUGCUAGAAGAUCAUAGUAAACCAGUGUAUGUCGUUAGUGCAGAGAAGAUAUGUUUCAUGGUUUUGAAGGGUUUAAGGAAUGAUGAAAAGAAAUAUGGAUUCAAUCAGCUAUUGGAAAAGUUCAUUUGCACAUUAGUUCCUAACGCAGCUUCAAACAAGCCCCUUGUAAGACAUUUUUCUAAUUCUUUGAUAAUUUCAUUGUGGCCGACAUUCGAAAUCUAUCUAUCAGAUCACACAUUGAGAUGCAUAAUUGAAAACUUGUACUUUAAUGCCAAAAAGACCCAAAUAUUUGGUCAGUAUCGUGCCGGGGAUGCCAAUAUAUGGGACUUGAAAGAUGACAGAAAACUAACGAACAUGUUUGGUGGCGUGCUAAGAAAAGUUACCGACCAUGAUUGUCCCUACAUUUCUGAAUCAGUUUUUGACAAGUAUUUACAAGCCAAGGAUAUCGUGCCUAUAGGGAUCGAUGAAAAAUCCUUAUGGCUUGAUAAAAGAGACGUCAGCAUAGAAUCUGAAAACAGCGUGAGUCCCAUCUGUGACACUUCUCCAUUACAGACAAAAAGUGGUGCUUGGGAAACUGUGCUUGAUUUGGACAAAAAAAAAUCUAACGAUGUCGUUAGACGCUCAGAUUUAAUUGUCGUUUCAUCAUUAGUAGAUAAACCACCAAAUCUUGGAGGGAUUUGCAGAUUAUGUGAUGUUUUGGGGGCUGGACUGUUGACCGUACAAGAUAUCAAAGUUAAAAACCACCCUCAAUUUAAAAAUGUUGCUGUGACUGCUGAUAGGUGGAUGCCCAUGGAGGAAGUUGCCUUAGAAAACAUUGCAAGUUUCAUGAAAGAGAAAAAAAAAGAAGGUUAUACGUUAAUCGGGUUAGAGCAAACAGAUAAAUCAGUGAAACUUGACAACAACUUCCAAUUCCCAAAAAAAUCUUUGAUUUUGUUAGGCACGGAAGCAUUCGGUAUCCCGGGACCCUUGUUGAGUGAACUGGAUUUAUGUUUAGAGAUUCAACAGUUUGGUGUAAUUAGGUCAAUGAAUAUCCAAACUGCAACAGCAGUUAUUGUUCAUUCCUACACAGUCCAACAUAUGUAA